Molecule: messenger RNA, 1539 nt
Organism: Chaetura pelagica (chimney swift)
Lineage: Eukaryota; Metazoa; Chordata; Aves; Apodiformes; Apodidae
Gene: NT5E
Product: 5'-nucleotidase, ecto (CD73)
Exons: 9
Coding region: 1-1539 (512 amino acids)
Biological process (GO): AMP catabolic process
Cellular component (GO): plasma membrane
Molecular function (GO): 5'-nucleotidase activity
Source: RefSeq, a predicted model, not a curated record
AUGGGGUGUAAGGGUCCGUGUGCCAGUUACCCGGGGCUGCGUGGGGGCUCUCUGAGGCGGUGCCAGUCCCACUCCUUCUCUGUCUCUGUUGCUUGUCCCAGUGCUGAAAGGAGACUGAAUAGUGGAGUUAGGCUGUUAUUUUCUUUUUGCUUUCCACAGGCUUUGGGGAACCAUGAGUUUGAUGAAGGUGUGAGUGGAUUAUUGGAUCCUCUUCUUAAAAAUGCUAAUUUCACAAUCCUGAGUGCAAACAUCAAAGGGAAAACCCCAUUAGGAAUUGAAAUGAUGAAAUACGUGAAACCUUUUAAAAUAGUGCAUUUUGACUCUGAAGCAGUAGGAAUUGUUGGCUACACUACAAAGGAAACUUCUUUUCUUUCACAGCCAGGAGAUGAUGUAAUCUUUGAAGAUGAAAUUGAAGCAUUGCAAGUAGAAGUGAAUAAACUUACUGCUAUGGGAGUGAACAAAAUAAUUGCCCUAGGACAUUCUGGUUUUACUGUGGACAAAAACAUUGCCCAGAAAGUGAAAGGAGUGGAUGUUGUAAUUGGAGGACAUACAAACACAUUUCUCUAUACAGGCAUCCCACCCUCUACUGAAGAGCCAGCUGGCCCAUAUCCAUUCAUGGUUGACUCAGAUGAUGGAAGGAAGGUGCCAGUUGUACAAGCUUAUGCUUAUGGAAAAUAUCUGGGUUACUUAAAUGUUACAUUUGACAAGAAAGGAAAUGUAGUUGAAGCAGUUGGAAACCCCAUCCUGCUGGACAGCAGUGUUCCUGAAGAUGAACACAUUAAAGAAGAAGUGGAAAAAUGGAGGAAAAACCUGGGGAAUUACUCUACAGAGGUUGGACAAACUAGUGUUUACCUAGAUGGUACAACCAAAACGUGUCGCUUCCAAGAAUGUAACAUGGGGAAUUUCCUUUGUGAUGCUGUGCUUUAUGAGAAUAUUGGACACCCGUAUGACAAGUCAUGGAACCAUGUUUCAAUGUGCAUCCUGAAUGGAGGUGGGAUACGAUCAGCCAUUGAUGAACAGAGCACUAAUGGUAGCAUUACUUUGGAAGAUCUGCUGUCUGUUUUGCCAUUUGGAGGUCGUUUUGAUCUGGUAAGGCUUAAAGGCUCCACCCUGAAAGAAGCUUUCGAGCACAGCGUGCGCAGAUACGGGCAAGGAAGCGGAGAGCUGCUGCAGGUUGGAGGCAUCCAUGUGGUCUAUGACCUCUCCAGAGCCCCAGGAAGCAGAGUUGUUAGUUUAGAAGGGCUUUGCACAGCCUGCCGAGUCCCAGCCUACUUCCCACUCGAGAUGGAUGCAAUAUACAAUGUGACUCUUCCAUCCUACAUGUUAUUUGGAGGAGAUGGCUAUCAUAUGCUGAAAGACAAAAAUCUGGGCUACAAUAAAGGUGAACCUGAUGUUGAGGUUGUUUCCCGUUACCUCCAGAGAAUGAAGAGGAUUUACCCUGCUGUUGAAGGUCGAAUAAAGUUUUCUUCUGGAAGUCUUGUUGAAGGAAGUCUUACCCUGAUUUCUGUAUUGUUCAUUGUAACAUUCUUGUAUACUUGA